Molecule: messenger RNA, 2045 nt
Organism: Myotis lucifugus (little brown bat)
Lineage: Eukaryota; Metazoa; Chordata; Mammalia; Chiroptera; Vespertilionidae
Gene: STMN3
Product: stathmin 3
Exons: 4
Coding region: 39-638 (199 amino acids)
Biological process (GO): regulation of microtubule polymerization or depolymerization; neuron projection development; microtubule depolymerization
Cellular component (GO): neuron projection; cytoplasm
Molecular function (GO): tubulin binding
Source: RefSeq, a predicted model, not a curated record
UGGGAAAAGAGAGAGCCAGAUGACAGGCUCCCAGAGAGAUGCACCAGAGGGAGGAGCCAUGGGGGGAGAUGGGGCAGGGAGGGCGGGGCUGCUCACCCGGCCUCCCACCCACAGCCUACAAGGAGAAGAUGAAGGAGCUGUCCGUGCUGUCGCUCAUCUGCUCCUGCUUCUACUCACAGCCACACCCCAACACCAUCUACCAGUAUGGGGACAUGGAGGUGAAGCAGCUGGACAAGAGGGCCUCUGGCCAGAGCUUUGAGGUCAUCCUCAAGUCCCCUUCUGACUUGUCACCGGAGAGCCCUGUGCUCUCCUCCCCCCCCAAGAGGAAGGACACCUCCCUGGAGGAGCUGCAGAAGCGGCUGGAGGCAGCUGAGGAGCGGAGGAAGACGCAGGAGGCGCAGGUGCUGAAGCAGCUGGCGGAGCGGCGCGAGCACGAGCGGGAGGUGCUGCACAAGGCGCUGGAGGAGAACAACAACUUCAGCCGCCUGGCGGAGGAGAAGCUCAACUACAAGAUGGAGCUCAGCAAGGAGAUCCGCGAGGCGCACCUGGCGGCGCUGCGCGAGCGGCUGCGCGAGAAGGAGCUGCAUGCCGCCGAGGUGCGCAGGAACAAGGAGCAGCGAGAGGAGAUGUCCGGCUAAGGGGCUUUGAACACCACAGCGCCUGGAUCCUGAGCCGAGACAAGAACACAUUCGGGUUUUGUUUUUGUUUUGUUCAGCUCUGUCUAGAUGAACAUUUUGUUCCCGCUCCUCCCCUCUCCUCCCACACUCCCAGCUUUAUGCUUCUCUUUCCGCACUCUGAGCUGUCCAGUCCCGGGGCAGCCGCUGGCCACGGCUCUCCUUGGAGGAGUCACGGGCGGGGUGGGGGUGGGGCACAAGGUCCCUCAGUUCAGGCACCAGGCCGGGUGGUGGCCGGGUCCCCCCUUGGCCGUCCUCUUAGUGGAUGUGAUGGUGACCAGCAGUGGUGGCAGGAACAUGUAGGGCUUUAUGCUGGGCAGUCCCACCCCUCCGCUGGGCACUGGCGGCAGGGUCCCUGCUGACCAUCCUCUUGGCGGAGAGCAGGAGGGGACAGACUACAAGUCCUUGCAGGACCCAGAGCCGGUGCCUCAGAUACCAGGUGGUUGCAGCCCCCAGAGCCCAGCUUCCUUCCUGCAGAAAUGAAUGGGGGCCCAGCCAGGGAUCAGGGUGGAAGCUGAUCCCCGGGGCUUAGGGGGAGGUAGGGACCCAGGCCUCCUCGUCCCCAUCGAGAUAGCCUCUGAGGAGGGAUAAGCGAGGAGUGAGCCCAGCAAUGUCUCCUGCAGCUUUGGUGGGACUCAGAGGGAUGUGGAAAGGGAGCUGAAGGCUGAGUUUCUUUUAGCUGCGGCAGCUCUCAUCGCGGAAGCCUAGUGUAAAUGCACCCAUCUCAUCCUGUAGUGAAAGUGAACUUAAAAACUAAAUCAAAUGAGCAAUUAAAGAAAAAACAAACUUGUGUGUUUAAGAAACAGUUGCACCGUCCCAGUGUCCUGCGUCUGUGGGUGGGGAAUAGGCUUCGAGCUACAGCCUGUGUAUGAAGGAGCUGCAACUCCCAUGGAAGCCUGUUAUCAAGCUUGUUUUACCACCACAAUUAGGAGUAGUUCUAGUGACAAUGGCAAUGUUAAGAAAUGAGUGUGUAAAUGACACACAGCCCGUUUCCCCUUCAGAGCCCGGGAGCAAGGGGGUGGGGCCCCGGUGGCUGCUGGCCAUGUCGGCACUCUGCCUGCAUCUCCACAAGUGUCACCUCAGUGGCUGCACAAUCACCUAUUUAUGGAUGUACUAGGACUUUUGAGAAAACUUCUCCAACUUUUAGAUUUCAGGGACCCUUUACAAUCUUAAAAAUUCAUGGAGAACCUCCAAAGAGCUUUGUUGAUGUGGGUUAUAUGAAUCAACAGCUGUCACAUUAGGAAUUAGAACUCAAAUUUAAAAAAAUAUUAACUCAUUUAGAAAUGACCCACCCAGGGACUCUUUCCCCCUCCCCACGUGGGAGUCUGUACUUGUUCAAUAAAUUUUUACCUUUGCUGUACCAAAAAAAAA